Molecule: messenger RNA, 3382 nt
Organism: Anopheles coluzzii
Lineage: Eukaryota; Metazoa; Arthropoda; Insecta; Diptera; Culicidae
Product: protein A16-like
Exons: 3
Coding region: 929-1510 (193 amino acids)
Source: RefSeq, a predicted model, not a curated record
GGUCAAUCGGUUUGAACGGAACAGAUACAGAAGAACAGAAUAAACAAAACAAAACGAGAAAAAACGUUAAGCGAGAAAGUUUUUUUAAACAUAAAAAGAAACAUUCAUACUGGAUUGAGGAACUGUGAACUGUUUAGAGCUUUGUAUACUGAAAUCAAUGCAAUGCUUUAGUUGCGUGUUUUUUGAUGAAACGGAUGUUUUAUUAACUUUUUUUCAUUAUUUUCAAUUUUUUUCAGAAAACAAUUGUAAAUAACAUAACAUGGCAAAGCAAACAAACUGGAAGUUCAUGAGAUACAUAAAUCUAUCCACCAUAUAUACAUUUCGUUAUACGGUAUUUUUGCUUUAUUGGUUCGGCAAACCCGAAAAAUCCGUGCUCCAAAACUCAUCCUGAUGAGGUCAACGGUCCUGUGAUGCAAAUCUGAUGCAGUUCUGGAAGAUGCAUACUCUCCUUUUCCUUCCUGUUACAUCUCGCGAUCUCGCGAUUUAUGUACGUUUGUCUCGCUCCUUUCGUGUCCAGAGUAUCGAAUCUUGUACUGCAUUUCCGCAAACGGUGCAUCAAAACGGAAACUCGUUUCUCGUGGUGCCAUGAUUUUGGGUGUAAAUAACUGUUCUUUUCCAAAAAAAAAACAAAAAACAAAACAAAUGAAACGAGCAUUAGCUCUCCGAAACGAGCUCUCCUGCAGCCUGUACAAGAAGGAGGUCAAUGUACCGAGCACGGAUCGGGUGAAUGAUGGUGGAGGCGCAAGAACCGUGGUGGAAGCCGGAAAGGACACUAUAAAAAAAUGUGCCCAAGAAAGUAAUGCUUUCAUUUCUGCUCCGUCCGUUGGAGCGAGCGAUCGUCACGUCAGUUGCGUAGAACAGGAGAUCACGUAUUGUGAUUUGCCGAAGUGCUCGGAUUGUGAUCGAUUUGCCCCCUAGUAGUGGCAGGAUGGAGGUGCUGUACAAGAAUACUCUCUUGUCGUUCGUGGUGGCGGUGGUUUUAGUGCUAUCCAUUGUAGCAGCUACUACGAAUCCUGAACCCGCCGGAACAAAGACCGAAGUGAAGAGCUAUUCACCGGAAGACGUCAAGGACGUGAACAACUUUCCGGUUAAUGGGCUGCCGCCAUUAACGUACAGCUCGAAGAAAUACACCUUGCACACCGAGGUUGUGAACUUCUUCGAGGCUUGGAAUCGCUGCCGGGAUAUGGGCAAACAAUUUGCUUCUAUUGAAAACUCUCAGGACUUUGCAGCAUACCGAGAUGCUGUCCAACCGUAUGCCAACGUCAACUAUACCUUCUGGUUAGCGGGAACUAACGUUGGUGCCAGGUCGAACGAUCACCGCAAAUUCUACUGGAUUACAAACGAUCGACCGGUCAGCUAUGUGAGCGGUUUCCAAAAUUGGUUCCUAGGUUCCCCACCAAACGAUGCCAACGCAUGUAUGCUAACUUAUCAGAGUAGUACGCUUUGGUUCACUGUGCCCUGCUUUACCACCCUGUCAUCCUACGCAUGCGAGGAACCACAGGAUGUCUGAUCAUACGAGCUUCUGGCAGAAAAUGAACCGCUGAUGCAACUGCUGCUCACGGCACAAUGGAACAGUCUUAUCUUAAGUGGGAAGACGAACAUUUAAUAUAAGAAGUUUGAGCUCAAUAAAACUGUUAAAAUCCCUAUGCAAGCAGCCCGUAUGUAUCUCGCAAACUUGACUGACUUGGGAAGUGUUGCCUUACUUACAGACACUCGAAUAAAAACAAAACAUUCGCUUUUACGAUCUUUAUUUGAUAUUUCGUGUUGUUCAACAAUUUUUAAUAAUAAAAUAUGCAAUUUGAUGUUAUAAUAUAGCAUGACCAAUAUAUUGACACUUUUUACUGCAAUUUCCAAUUUUCAUUUUAAAACGGACACAGAUCGCCACUAAUUGAAAAGUUUAUUAUAAAAUGCGCUUGGGAUUGGUCUUUUUGAGAAUGUUGCCUCAUUCAGCACAGCACAAAAAUCAAUCCCUCGACAGUUCAUACACACAGAACAAUGUGUUUCAUGCUUUUUUUGGUUCUAUAGUGUUUAGUGUUUCGUGAACGAAGCGCCAAUUUAGUCAUGAUGUUUUUGCCCUUUCGUUUUCUCUUUGCUUACAAUUGUGUUAACAUCAAAAUGGUAGUACAAUUUUGUGACAGCCAAUUCGUCUUUUUCUUCUCUUGUUGGGGUUUUGAUUACUAAUCCAAUUAUGCAGCUUUUCAUUACGAUUUAAAUGACAUGAGAAUAUCUCUUGUUUUUACGUUACAACACAAUCUUCCGAGCACUUGCAGAGCGAAAAAGGAAAGAAAUACGAUAACGAUCGCUCGAUCAGUUCAGUACGCACUUUGCGGGUAGUAUCAUCGUUGGAAAGAUUUAUUGGAAGAAACAUAUUUAACCAUUGUUGCAGGUAUUGGACCACUUGGACCACAAAUAAACAAUAAACAAAAUAAAUAGUAACACUAUAUUAUUUGGUGCGCAUGGUGAGCGAAGUUUUACUUCCGUUUUUUCUUUUCUCUUCUUUUGUUUAAUAAAAUCGGUCAAACUAACUCCCAAUCCCUGUUCACUGUUCGCCUUUACAGCACAGACGCAUGUUUGGUGGGUUUUUUUUAUGAUAUAAACGUUAUUGUAUCUUGCAUUUCAGUACAACAUAACAUUGUUUGCGUAUUUGUGUGUGUGUGUGUUUUUGUUUAUAUAGGGAGAUGUUUGUGUAUGUAUGCAUGUGUGUGUAUGUAAGUUUUCUAAACAAUAAGUAGAUUGCCAUCAGGAAUACCCAUAGCAGCGCAUAAUAAAGGAAAGCAAAGUGUUGCAUGCACAAAACAGGUAAUUUGCCUCUACUCUGCACACCACACCACAUCUAGAGAACAUCUUUUAUCUUUUGUAUCGUAUUUUGCUCCGUAAAAAAUUACACAUAUAAUUACACGACAUCACAAUGAAAACGAUUUCUUUCCCCCAGGACGUUCAACUCGGCUGUUGUCUCAAGCAUGAUCAUAUAAAGUUAAACAUAUUUGCGUACAUCUGGCAACGUGUCAAGCGCGAUAUUAACAAUUAAGGACAAUUUGUAUUCCACUACACUUGUGUGCCAGUGUGAAAGGUAUUUAUGGUUUAGCUUAUUGUUAUUUUAACUUCGCCCGUACGACAACAUCUUCGUCGACUGCAAACAUCUUCCAAAUAAUGUCUCCAAUUUUCCCGUACUUUAGUGUUCUAUUCGAUGCGUUUCGGUGCUACUGAAGGAGCUUUCCCUGAUCGCUGAUUAUUAGUUAGCACACAGUGUUCGUUUUUCUAAAGAUAUUGUCAACAAUUCAGUACGAUUUUUGGAACAAUCAAAAGCAAUGGCGCCAUUCAAUAUAUUCAGCCCGAUCGAUCGAACGAACGUUCUGCUAGCUGCUACUUUCGGUAAGUUAUC